AUUCUUUGUCUUGGGUUAUUCUAUGGAAUGUUACUGAAAUGCUUGAUGGCGUUUCUGAAAGUAAAAUGGCGUCUUAGUUUUACGGAAAUUUGAAAAAGUGUGAAUUUAAUUUUGCUAACUCAUACAUUUUCUCAUAAGAUACUGUAUCGCAUCAAGUGUCUAGUUCAGCAUCCAGUGUUUUGUUGAACAGCAGUCUUCAAGUUCAGAGAGGGCCUCUAUCAUACAGUAGUUGUGAAUCUGAUUCAGUGCAUUGUUUAUCAAAUACAUUUAAAUUUAAAUUCAAAUGGGGUUUCUAAUGUUUGAAUAAACUUGCUAUGCUAAGAUGUCACAAUUUUAUGAAGUGGUGAAUGGGCCCACCACAGUUGAGGAACUGCAGCAGUUAUGCCCAAAUUUACAUGUGGAUGGUGGAAAUAUCCAAUACAUCAUCAAUCAAGAUGAAACUGCCAAUAUCCAAUACCAGCAUCAGAAUCAUCAGGUUAUAGGCAUUGAUCAACAUACUGGAGCAGCAAUUCAGCUGACUGCCUAUCAGCAUCACCAACCACUUGUAGUUGACAACCAUCAACAACAAGGCGUGUAUGUUCUCGAGACUGCCGACCACGGCGCCCAGGCGGCUAUUGCAGUGACUGAUGUUCAGCAGCAGCAAGAACAGCAACAGCUUCAGCAUCAAGUUCAACAGGUUCAGCAAGUUCCUGCUCCAGUACCUGCUCCUCACUUCCAUCCUCAGGCACAGCCACAGCAACAGUUUCACCACCACCUCCACCAGCAGCAGCAGCAGGUGGCACAGACAUACUACAACAAUAUGCCGAUGACUAGGCAGGCACAGGGAAAUGGGUUGACUCUAGCAGAUGCUGCUGCUCUCAUGCCUCAAAGACAGAGCAUGCAAGUUGCAGUUGAAAAUAAUUCCACAGACCAGCAUGCUCAGCUUGUAGCAUAUCAACCCACCAAAACUCCAGCGAGGUAUAUCAAUAGAUUAACACAUUUACUAGAACAUCAGCAGCAGCAACAACAACAACAACAGCAGCAGCACAUGUUAAGUCACGUGCAAGCAUCGAAUAAUAGUGCAAUAACACUGCCACAUGGUAGAAAGGUGUCUGUGGAGGAUUGGCAAUGCAUGCAGGAACACCAGCAGCAGAUGGCAGCCGCUGCUGUGGCAGCUAAUCAGAAUGAGAGGUCAGGAGUCAUCACUUUAACUAGGCAAGAGACAGAUGUUUCUCCUAUGAUGACUAACGUAAUGCAGCAGCACAGGCCAUUGCAAGUUCAGCGCCAAGAGUAUGCUGGCCCCAGAAGAAAUUUUGGAAAGGCUCGAAUAAGAACACAGAAUGCUCUGGUGACAAACAAUACAAUUCAAGCCAUUGCAUCCCCAACUGUGGAUCAUCAUCAUCAUAAUCUCCUGCAGCAACAUGAUAAUGUGAUAUCUGUGGGGGAUCAGAUGGCCAAUGUUCAGUCUCAGCACGCUUCAGAAGAUGUUCUUCAACAGCAGCAGCAGCAACAGCAACAGCAACAAACUGGUAGCAGCACUCAAAUACUGAUUCUUCUACCAGAUGGUAAUCAGCAGCUGGUGAAUUUGAAUGUGCCACAAGGAAGCUGUUCUCUGAAGGAAAUACUUGAACAGGUUGGUUUACGUAUGGAUGGAAAUGUAAUAGUAAACAACUCGGAGACAACAGGCGAGGUUCCUUUGGAGCAAGCUGUUGUGACCUCAGUCAAAGCUGAGGAAAUGCCAAUAGAAAACCAGAUACAUCAACAACCAGACACCAAGCCAACUAGUGAAGAGAUCUCUCAGGAGAAUGCUGUAUCAUCCAGUGUUGCCCUUGGACAACCAGAACAAAGCACUGCAUGCUUACCAAACACUGGAGAAACCAUAGCCAUUAAAACGGAGGAGCCUCAAGAUAUUAAGCCAGUUAUUAAAGAGGAACCAAGGUUAGUGCCUGGGAAGCUUGCAGUGUGUCAUUUCUGUGGAUACACAUCAUUAGAUUUCUUUCGCUGCCAGCGGUGUAGAAGAAAACUGCCAGAAAACUGCAAAUCUAUACCUGUUCCAGACGGACUUAAAAAGAAAUCUGUUAAAGAAGGGAGCAUUUCUGAGAAAUAUUUUUCUAAAACAUCUCUAAAAGUCGAUAGUGCAGAGGUGCCAAAAGGCAGAGGCAAAGGUCGUCCUGGUAAAAGAACCAAAAGCAAACUGGUUGAGGAACCUGUUUGUUUGACUUUGUCUUCGGAUGACGAAGAGAAUACACAAUCAGAUUUGGAUUCAACAGCGGCUGGUGAGAGGUUACUGAAUAAUGGUCAGCGAUUAUCUACUGAUGGCAUCCCAUAUACUGCCCCUGAUCCAGAGGUGACCUCAUCUGCUAUGGGCAAAGAGCCUAUUAUUCCUGAGGAAGAUGACACGGGGUCAGAUACAGGAGAGAAUCAACACUCUCAGGGUGUCAGAGGUGGAGGAAGAGAAUUGGACAUGGAUGGUAUUCUGGAUGGUACAAUCCCCGGCUCUUACACUCUACUGCAGUGCCGGACUGUUAGAAUAGGAUCCUACAAAGUGGUCCCUAAGGACCGUGUACUGCUUUCUUCAGUAGGCAUUAGAAUAGCAGUCCCAGCCAUUGAAGAUGAAUCAAAGAGUGUGACACUGUCAGUGAACAUAGAUGAAAUCAAGAAGGUUCUAAUCCACUUUGGGCGGGGAAUGCCAGUCUUAUUUUUCUACAUUGUUGCAACAGCUGCAGCAAGAGUAAGAACCGCGUUAAAUAUGGAAUCCAAGCUUGGACCUUACUAUGACCCAACCAGUCAAGAUGAGACACAGCGAAGAAUAACAUUGCUUCCAGAGAGGUUACAUGAGGAUAAUAAAGUAGCUUUAAAGAAUAUUUUUGGCUCGUUAACUAAUGUGUUGGAAGAGUUGAGUAACAAGGAGGCAAAUGAUAUUCUGGUCAGGGCCUCACCUAAAGAGGUUCAGAAUAUGAUGAAAAAAGCAAUUGGUGUGUCUCCAUUGAAAUGCAAGGAUGAAAUUCAGACAAUCUUGGUUUAUCCACCACCACCUUCAAAGGGAGGAAUUCCUAUAAAUACUGAAGACUAUGCCUGCCUGGGUGAAGACCAGUUUCUUAAUGAUGUCAUUAUAGACUUUUAUUUAAAGUAUCUGACUCUCUCGGUACUGAAUGAAGAAGAUCAGUCGCGUACCCACGUCUUUAGUUCAUUUUUUUAUAAACGACUGACAACUCGCCCUGUAAAAUCACUUAGGAGAUCACAUCCAGUUGAAGAUGAUCCCAAGUUAUCACCAGCAGAGAAAAGACACAGUAGAGUUAAAAGUUGGACGAAGAAUGUCAACAUCUUUGAAAAGGACUUUAUUAUAAUACCUAUAAAUGAACACUGCCAUUGGUUCCUUGCAAUCAUAUGUUUCCCUGGCCUGAGAGGGAGUGUGCGGUUUUCUGACAAUACACCGAUCGUUGUUCCAAGCAUAAAGAAAAUCAAGAAAGUUGUUCCAAAAAAGAAUACAGCUACAAUUGAGGAAUGUGUGAAGGGCAGUCUCCAGAUUGGGUCUACAACUAUCACUCCCAUUAAGCCAACAGCAACGAUAACACUGGAUAAUUGUGGAGAAGAAGGCUCAGACAGGGAUGAAGCAGAAGCAGAUGAUGAUGAGAUGGAGCAAGGAACAAGUGAUGAAGAAGACGUACUGUCAGCCAGUCAUCUUGAAACUCCACCUAUUGAGAAACAUCGGUUGUUUUCGGACCCUGCCCACGAGGAAAUACCUAUUACACCAGUGAAGCCAACUCCUGUGCCAAGAGGGAAAGGAUCGAAGCCAACACGAGAACCUAUCAAGCAACCUUGCAUUCUAAUCUUCGACUCGCUUGCAGGAGCAAGUAGGUCUCGUGUGGUGGCCACAUUGCGGGACUAUUUACGCAUCGAGUACAAAGUGAAAGAAGGAAAGGACAGAGAAUUUAACAAAGACACUAUAAAAGGCAGCACACCCAGAGUGCCCCAGCAAACCAAUUUCACAGAUUGCGGGGUUUAUGUUUUGCAAUAUGUGGAAAGUUUCUUUCAGGACCCAAUCAAGGAUUACUACCUACCAAUGAAGAAUCUUGUUGAGUGGUUUUCUGAAGAUGUGGUGAACAGGAAACGAGAAGAAAUACAACAAUUGUUACUUAGACUCUUGGUGCAGAAUAACGUGGAUAUCGAGAGUUUGAACUUGCCAAAGUUGUCUUUCUCUGGUAACCAUUCUGAAUCUGAAUCACAGGAGGAUGGUAUGUGUGAUAUGGCUCCAGAUGUAGAAGCUUCUUCCUUAGAAAUACAGUCACAAGAAGAAACAGUUGAAGGUGGCCUGGUUUUCACGUGUACAGAGGAAGAUGAUUAUGGAGAAGAAGAGUCUGACAUGACAGGAGAAUCUAAUGUUGGAAAUAGCAGUGGUCAUAGUUCGCCAGAUACAAAUUCAAGCCCAGACAAAUUAGGUGGAGGUGAUAAACGAAGUUUAGUGAACUAUCCUGAAAGUGAUGAAGGGGAGGAACAGGAUCAGAGACAAGGACAAAGCCAUAUGGAUGUGGACAAUGCAGCAACACCUGUGGUUUGUUCAGAAGAUGGCAAAAGAAACAACACAAUGUUGUUCCUUAAAACUAAACGAAUUGAAAGACAUAGUACUCGACGAAUUGAUUCAACUCCAUUAAAGAAAAUGAGAACAGGACAGUCUCAAGCCAGUGACAGAUAAUUCAUGUUGAGAUGUGAAUUUCAGAAACAUACAUGAUACUGAAAUAAAGGAAGACUUUAAGGAA
Messenger RNA from Zootermopsis nevadensis, 4736 nucleotides. RefSeq lists its product as uncharacterized. Gene Ontology annotation, molecular function: SUMO-specific endopeptidase activity. Gene Ontology annotation, cellular component: cytoplasm; nucleus. NCBI's taxonomy places the organism in Eukaryota, Metazoa, Arthropoda, Insecta, Blattodea, Termopsidae. The record is from RefSeq and is a predicted model, not a curated record. Gene Ontology annotation, biological process: protein desumoylation; proteolysis.